AUGUCGGACACGCAGAUGGAAUACCUUCGCCUGGGUAACUCGGGCCUGAAGAUCUCCAAGAUCAUCCUGGGUACCAUGUCCUAUGGCAGCAAGCAAUGGCAAGACUGGGUUCUGGAUGAAGAGGAAUCCCUGCCGCUGAUCGAACACGCCUAUAAGAGGGGCAUCAACACCUGGGACACUGCGGAUGUUUAUUCGCACGGCCGAUCCGAAGAGGUUGUUGGCAAGGCCCUGAAGAAGUACAACAUCCCGCGUAACCGCGUCGUGAUCUUGACCAAGUGCUUCUACGGCGUCGACGACGAGGGCAAAUUCCCGCCUAUCGCCGCGUCCGCCCGUAAUGAUGGCGACUUCGUUAAUCGCGUUGGACUGUCGCGCAAGCACAUCCUCGAUGCCGUGGACGCCAGCGUGAAGCGGCUGGGCACCUACAUCGAUGUGUUGCAGAUCCACCGUCUCGACCGUGAGACUCCUCGCGAGGAGAUCAUGAAAGCUCUCAACGAUGUUGUUGAGAGCGGAAAGGUGCGCUACAUCGGCGCCAGCUCGAUGGCCGCUUGGGAGUUCCAAACCCUCCAAAACAUUGCCGCUCGCAAGGGUUGGCACCAAUUCAUCUCGAUGCAGAACUACCACAACCUCAUCGCACGCGAGGAAGAGCGCGAGAUGAUUCCCUACUGUCUCGACAGCGGCGUCGGCCUCAUCCCGUGGUCCCCUAUGGCCCGCGGUGUCCUCGCCAGACCCUGGAACUCGCGCUCCACGGUGCGCGAGAACACCGAUGGAGCUCUGAAGGUGCUGGUCCGCAACCGCGAGACCGAAUCGGACAAAGAGAUCGGGGUGAGCAUGGCGCAGAUUGCGCUGGCCUGGUCCUUGAGUCACCCGAACGAGUGCCCCAUUGUUGGUCUGAGUAGCACUGCGCGUAUCGAUGAGGCUGUCGGCAGUCUGAAGGUGAAGCUCAGCGCGGAGGAGAUUCAAUAUCUGGAGGAGCCUUAUGUUGCCAAGGGACUUGUUGCGAUGGAGCGGUAA
Penicillium argentinense is the source of this 1011-nucleotide messenger RNA. RefSeq names its product aldo/keto reductase. The record is from RefSeq and is a predicted model, not a curated record. Bases 1 to 1011 code for a protein of 336 amino acids. The transcript is spliced from 5 exons. Lineage: Eukaryota; Fungi; Ascomycota; Eurotiomycetes; Eurotiales; Aspergillaceae.